CCCUGUUGGAUUAGGCCAAACAGUCUGCUGCGCAAAACCCGCGAGACUUCAAUCAAAUCCUUUCGCGGGAAUAUCAUGUGUGGUUGAUUAAUAUCUCUGUUUACAGUAUAUGAAAUUCUAGGCGAUGGCAUCCCGUGACGUGUUUGCAGAAAUUGACAAGCUCCGUGCUCAACUGCUCCAAAAUGUCGAAGUCACGGUGGACUGCCAGCGUGCUGAAGAAGUCAGUCACCUGGAAGUUUUGAAGCGCAUUGAAAACAUAAUCCAAGGAAUAGUGGCCAGUUUGUCAAAAGACGAGGCCCCUGUCCUGGUAGUACCCAACAGAUCCAGCUGGGCCAACGUCAGUUUUGACAGUGCCGUCGGGCUUCAGAUGAGUUCGGGAAGUUCUGUCAUCACCAUUAGAUGCGACAGCGCUUUGUCAACCACUAAAUUUGCACGAAUUCUGAAGAUUCUCAUGGUCAUCUACAGACUUGUGCUGAGCAACUCAUUUGCGACAAAAAGAGACAUCUAUUACAACAAUAAACAACUCUUUGGUUCACAAAAAACUGUUGACGGUAUAGUGGAUGACAUCUCCUGUAUGCUAAGGGUUCCUCGCAGAUCAUUACAUGUGUUGGCCACGUCUAAGGGAUUAAUCUCAGGUGAUCUGUGUUAUUUGGAGGAGGACGGCACAAGGAUUGACUGCCGUUCCAGCUCUACUGCUGUUGCACUUUCAUCAAACAUUGCUGGGAUUAGAAAUAUUGUGUCAUCUGCAAAAUUUGUCAUGAUAGUUGAAAAGGAUGCAACAUUUCAGAGACUACUGCAUGAUGAUUUCUGCACAAAGCUCUCUCCUUGCAUCAUAAUCACAGGUAAAGGCUUUCCAGAUGUGAACAGCAGGUUGAUGGUGAGAAAGCUUUGGGACACGCUGCACAUCCCCAUCCUCACUCUGGUGGAUGCUGACCCUCAUGGGAUUGAGAUCAUGUGCAUCUACAAGUACGGAUCAGUGGCCAUGUCGUUUGAGGCCCGCAGUCUGACCGUCCCCAGCGUUAUGUGGCUAGGCCUCCUCCCCUCUGACCUCCAGAGAUUACGGGUUCCAGAGGAUUCCCUGAUCAGACUCACCAAGAGAGAUGAAAGCAAACUCAACAGCCUCCUCAAAAGGCCGUACUUAACCAGGCACCCAGACUGGCAGAAAGAGAUGGAAUUGAUGCAGCAGAGUAAAGUCAAGGCCGAAAUACAGUCCCUGGCAGCCAUUGGUCCCGAUUACCUCACUAACAUCUACCUGCCCAACAAGCUGCGUUACGGGGGCUGGAUAUGAGCACAAUGCUUCCACCUAGUGGAAGAGCAACUGAACUGCCAAAACUUCAGAGUGGUCACACAUGCAACUGUCUUGCCUGACCUUGUCAGAUUUAAAUUUGAAUUUAACUGGUUCGCAGUGUUUGCAUAAUUAUUCUUUAUUGAAUAUGUUCUUUUUUAUUGAAUAUGUUUUUGUUUUCUAAAUUGUUUUUCAGAAAUGUUCUGUCAUUUAAACCCUGUAAUCGCAUGGACAAGACAGCAUGUUCUUGGUCCUUAUGUUCUUGUUGAUUUUGUAUUCAAAUGUUUGGACCUGCUGUUGCAAAGUCAGUAAACACAAUAUUUCAGUCACUUUCA
Molecule: messenger RNA, 1620 nt
Organism: Scatophagus argus
Lineage: Eukaryota; Metazoa; Chordata; Actinopteri; Scatophagidae
Gene: spo11
Product: SPO11 initiator of meiotic double stranded breaks
Exons: 13
Coding region: 125-1288 (387 amino acids)
Biological process (GO): meiotic DNA double-strand break processing; meiotic DNA double-strand break formation; reciprocal meiotic recombination
Cellular component (GO): nuclear chromosome
Molecular function (GO): ATP binding; DNA topoisomerase type II (double strand cut, ATP-hydrolyzing) activity; DNA binding
Source: RefSeq, a predicted model, not a curated record